This is a messenger RNA of Oncorhynchus tshawytscha (Chinook salmon), 1227 nucleotides long. Its product is annotated as proline-, glutamic acid- and leucine-rich protein 1-like. The transcript has 5 exons. Gene Ontology annotation, biological process: rRNA processing. The record is from RefSeq and is a predicted model, not a curated record. NCBI's taxonomy places the organism in Eukaryota, Metazoa, Chordata, Actinopteri, Salmoniformes, Salmonidae. Gene Ontology annotation, cellular component: nucleus. Bases 287 to 634 code for a protein of 115 amino acids.
GACGUUUUAGUGUGGCGGAGUGGGAAGAUGGCUGUAACAGCGGAUUGGAUGCAUGUCCCCUCCAAUAUGCGGCUAACCGAGGGUCUGGUGUCUGUUCUGAAAGAUUAGCGGACCGAAUAUUUCCCAGCACUUUUAGCGAAUUACCGGGAGCACGGCGUGUUCUCGACACAGAGUACUGGAGCUGUCGGUGGUCUCGUGGGACUCAGCAACGCCAAAUUCGGCAACAGCAAAACCAAGUUCGAGGGGCUGUGUCUUCUCUCAGUGCUGGUCAAAGACAGUUCAAGUGAUGUGUUCCAACAACACUGUCUUUCAUGGCUACGGCCCCUACAAUAGGUCAUACAGUCCCAGGACCCCGUCCGUCCAGCUAGCGGUGGGGGUCCUCCAGGACCUGCUCCAGUAUUCCUCCCAGCUACCUGAGCUGGCCAGGGAGGUGGGCCUCAACUCUAUCCUGGGGAUCCUCACCUCGCUGCUAGGCCUCAAGUCUGAGUGUCACCUAGCUGCCAUUGAGGGGAGUACUGCAUGUAUAUCUCUGAGCCUGUGGCUCCCUGAGGGACAAACUGGGUGCCUAUUUCUUAGCCAAAAUGGACAGUGCCAACACAAAAGUACAAGAGGUUUGUCUUCAGUUAAUUUGUGACUCACCACCUGGAUUCGGUCCAAUGUAGGGAAAUUGUGUUUUUUACAUUGGUUAAAAGUAGAGACUCCAAUCUAGACAAUGGUAUAUCAUACACUGCAGUUGAGGAACAAUGGGAAAGUAAUUGUGCUUUUGAAAGUUGAUCAAUUUUCAAACCUCACUUUAGAGAAAAUGGCCUGUGAAUGUUUUGGUACACCUGCUGGAGAGCUCUUCUUUGUCUACACCCAUUCAGCAUUGUUCACACCCUCUUAAGCCUUAGUCCCACCCAACUCUUUAAGGAUUCACAGUGUAGUAAACAACCAAAGGUUUCAAGACUAAAUGUGGUGAAAGUAGUAGCAAAAAAUAGUAGCAAAAAUUCACUUUAGGAUAUAGGCCAAGGACUAGAUAAUCUGAUUUUGGUGCAGGUCAUGUUCUUCACAUUACCUGUCUCUGGUAAAUGCACACUAUCAAAUAGUCUUAAGCUUAUUCAUCACAUGCACAGGGUACAGAAGGUGUAAACAGUACAGUGAAAUGGUUACUUGCAUAGUGGAGUCUUUGGUUUAGUCAUGUACAGUUGAAGUCGGAAGUUUACAUGCACUUAGUUUGGAGUCAUUAAA